UGGUUGUCCUCGACUUCAUUUAUAUUAAAACAACGAUUUCAACGGGGAUGAGUCUCUCUCGACGUAGCCAAAUAUUAUACAUUCAAUAUUGUGACGGAGGCUAACUUUCGAGUCGCUUGCACUCACGCGACACGGAGUAUAAAUUUUACUCAUCACGUUGUGCAUACAUUGUUAUGUAUAUGUUUUUUGUAUAAGUAGGACUGCUGGAAUAUUGUAUUGCAAGAAACUUAAAUCAGUUGUAGACCGAAAAUCCACCUGAACGUGAAUAUUAUUACCAUUACGGAAAAUCUGUUUUUCGCAAUUUUCGGUCAAAAGGACACCGACGACUUCACGAUAUCACUGCGAGAUAAUACACAACCAAACUGGACUUUAUUUUUAUUCAAGAUAUCCUUUUCAGUUUAUAUGCUCGUCACCGUAAUUGUACUGAUAAAUCUCCUUAUUGCUAUGAUGAGUGAUACUUAUCAAAAUAUUCAGUCGCAAAGUGAUAUUGAAUGGAAAUAUGGUUUGAGUAAACUUAUUCGAAAUAUGCAAAAAACCACAAUGGCACCAUCUCCGUUGAAUUUAGUGACAUCCUGGGCUAAUCAUUUUCAUAAAACAUACAAAUCUAGACGUAAAACCAUGAAAGGAAUGAGUAUAAUGAAUGGACUUAUAGGUCGAAGAUUACUACAGAGUCCUUUCUUUCAAGACAAUAAAAUGCAUCCACUAAAUUCAGCAAGAAAUAAUUGGGGCAUUUCAUUAUUGCAACCGAGUCCAUUUGGUAGUCAACUAUCAUUUCGCAAUGUUCCCAACAUCAACAGCGUGGUAGACUGGGAUAUCGUGCGUCGGAAAUACAGAAUUCGAUUUGGCGGCGAGAUCGAAAAACCUAAAAGUUCUUCACUGAUACUUGGUGAAAUAUAAGAAGAAAAGCUUUCGUUUUUGGUGCGAGUAACGCAUAUUCUAUUUCUACUGACAAUAUAAAACAAAAGGAACUACGUAAUUGAUAGUUAACACAUAUUAAAUUAAAUUUCUACCUAAUCUUCUUUUUGAUGGCAUUGAUUUAGAGAAGAUAGCACAAAAUCCUGCGAUAUGAUUUGAUUAGAUUUUUAAUUUUCUAUCGCUGUUUCAAAUAGUACGCUGCGUAAGCUUCAUGUUAUGAAUAUAUGUACAUAAUGAAAUUUCGAAGUUAAUAU
Ceratosolen solmsi marchali is the source of this 1169-nucleotide messenger RNA. Its product is annotated as short transient receptor potential channel 5. Gene Ontology annotation, biological process: calcium ion transmembrane transport; regulation of cytosolic calcium ion concentration. Bases 403 to 897 code for a protein of 164 amino acids. The transcript is spliced from 6 exons. The record is from RefSeq and is a predicted model, not a curated record. Gene Ontology annotation, cellular component: plasma membrane; cation channel complex. NCBI's taxonomy places the organism in Eukaryota, Metazoa, Arthropoda, Insecta, Hymenoptera, Agaonidae. Gene Ontology annotation, molecular function: inositol 1,4,5 trisphosphate binding; store-operated calcium channel activity.